Molecule: messenger RNA, 441 nt
Organism: Porites lobata
Lineage: Eukaryota; Metazoa; Cnidaria; Anthozoa; Scleractinia; Poritidae
Source: the annotation of a GenBank genome assembly
GAACUUGAGCAAUACUCAAGACGAGACUGCUUGGAAAUUCGGGGUAUUCCAAAGAAUUCUAGUGGCAUGCGGGAAGAUACAAACAAAAUUGUUAUUGAGCUCGGUCGAAAAAUUGGAAUUGAGUUGAAAAAAGAGGAUAUAUCAACGAGCCAUCGUCUCCCGAGUAAAGUGAAAGCGAACGGAGAAAGAGCUCUGUUCCCACCUGCCAUUAUUGUAACGUUUACGAGCCGGGAUGUUCGUGAGAAACUUUAUCGAGCCAGGAAGGUCCUCAAGCAAGACUUAGGCUUUUCCAAGGAGAAUAGAAUCUGUAUUAAUGAAAGUCUUACUCAAAGCAACAGGGAUCAACAUGAAGGUAGCAAGGUAAUCCAGAUCACCAAUGCUAAAGCCUUUUGGAAAAGAGGCGAAGAAAUGUCCUACGCUCAAGUAAUGAUACCACCAUAG